AUGGAGGAGACGAAGGUGGAGGAAAAGGAACUCAACCAUGAGCUGGCAAAGAUUCAGGAGAGCAUGGCGGCACCAUCGUUGCUGGAGAUUCUGAGGCGUGGGGAGCUGUCAAUGGACGGAGAAAUAAGGGAGGAGGACAUUGUGUUCAUGGCGUGGAGGUCGGCAUUGGAGUCGGUGGUGGCCAAUGUUGAUGCGCUGAGAAUGAACACGACACUAAAAGUGGUGGAGAUACUCAAUCCAGCUCAAAGCGUCAGGUUCUUGGCCGCAGUUUCUCAGCUUCAGGUCCAGAUUAGGAGUUGGGGCUUGCAGAGAGAAGCUGAAGCGUGA
Messenger RNA from Juglans microcarpa x Juglans regia, 327 nucleotides. Its product is annotated as protein DOG1-like 4. Gene Ontology annotation, biological process: DNA-templated transcription. The coding region runs from base 1 to 327 and encodes 108 amino acids. The record is from RefSeq and is a predicted model, not a curated record. The transcript has a single exon. Lineage: Eukaryota; Viridiplantae; Streptophyta; Magnoliopsida; Fagales; Juglandaceae. Gene Ontology annotation, molecular function: sequence-specific DNA binding.